Trypanosoma theileri is the source of this 591-nucleotide messenger RNA. Its product is annotated as GMP-PDE, delta subunit family protein. Bases 1 to 591 code for a protein of 196 amino acids. Gene Ontology annotation, cellular component: cilium. Gene Ontology annotation, biological process: lipoprotein transport; cilium assembly. The transcript has a single exon. Gene Ontology annotation, molecular function: lipid binding. The record is from RefSeq and is a predicted model, not a curated record. Lineage: Eukaryota; Euglenozoa; Kinetoplastea; Trypanosomatida; Trypanosomatidae.
AUGACGGGCGGUAUUUCCAUCACCCCUGAGCAGGUGCUGCAGUUCACAGGACCCACCGAAGACUUUCUCUGCCCAAUCACCGCCAACACUUAUAAUAUUGAAUUCUACCGCUUCACCAUCAGCGAUGCGGAAUCGCAUAAAGUUCUCUUCGACGUGGAGCGCAGUUCAGAUGAUUAUGAAAGUAUUGAGAAUGUCGCCCUGCUGCCAGUAGAGGUGCAGCGAUCCAUGCGGACCAUUAAUUAUCGCUUUCCACCAUCUAUGCUGUACCGAAAGACCAUCAGUGCUAAACUUGUAUUUGGAAUAAACGGCGAUAAACCCGUACCGAAUUUCCGUAUGAUUGAACGGCAUUACUUCCGCAAUACACUUAUUAAGUCGUUUGACUUUAAUUUUGGAUUCUGUAUUCCCCGCUCCACCAAUACUUGGGAGUCUAUUUAUGAUAUGCCGGAGUUAACGGAGGAGUGGAAACAGGCAAUUGUACAGGGCGCGAAUGAAAUGGUGAGUGACAGUUUCUACUUUGUGGAUGGGAAGUUGGUGAUGCAUAAUAAGGCGAUUUAUGCCUACAACGCACCGGAGGUAGAUUAUGGAGUUUGA